CUCACGGACGACCAUAGAAGCAGCAACCAAAAUAAAAACGGCGUAAACAGAAGGCAAAGCCAGAAAAGCCAAUACGGAGCAGAGGGACCCCGCAAUCCUUCUUCCCAGUGACCUCAUAAACACCGCAGAGCUAGAAUCUCUCAUCCAUGGAUCCCUCUCCUUGAAAUAAUUAGCUUCGUAAUAAUCAUUCCAACAGCUUUGACAAAAGAAUAAGAAGACGAGGAAGAAGACAGGGAAGACGACGUGCAGAAGCGUACUAUAGUAUAGAAAUAAGAGAAAACGGAGAGACAAGACUUUUUCUCCUUAUUAAAUUGGGGGCCAAAUCUGACUUCUCUGACUCUGCACCAUUGGAUCAAUAUGAUAGCUUUUUGUUAAAGACAGAUCAGGGUGAGAUCUAUUUCGUAGGUAGGGGGCGGUGAAUUAGAGUCUUCGUCUUCGUCUUCUCCCCUUCGUUUGGCUUGAAGAAGUUGUAUGUUUGCAGGUGUAAUGGCCAAGGAAUACUCCGGAUCUCCCAAGAUCCAUCAGUCGGAACCAAAGAGGCAGCGGUUUACUUGGAUUCUAGGAGUGAGCGGCCUCUGCGUUAUCUUUUAUCUUCUCGGCGCAUGGCAGAACUCAGCCGUGCUUAAACCCACGAUUUCUGAUGUCUCCAAAGUCGGAUGCGACGAUUCCGGCCACGCUGCCUUGUCGGUAAAUGCCCGCCAUGGCGAGCAAACCUUCUCACCAUCUAAUGUCAAACUGGAUUUCGAAGCUCACCACCAGCUUGAAAUCAAGGAUACUUCGCCUGUGAUGGAAAAGUUUCCUUCUUGUUCCAUGAACUUCAGUGAAUACACUCCUUGCCAGGAAGCAAGCAGAGGAAGGAGAUUCUCUCGCGCAAUGCUGGUUUACAGAGAGCGCCAUUGCCCAACAAACGAUGAGCUUAUUCGAUGCUUGAUUCCAGCUCCUCCAGGGUAUCGGACACCAUUCAAAUGGCCGCAAAGCAGAGACUUUGCUUGGUACCACAAUAUUCCUCACAAGGAGCUGAGCAUUGAGAAGGCAGUUCAGAACUGGAUUCAGGUUGAGGGAGACCGUUUCCGAUUUCCUGGUGGUGGCACAAUGUUUCCUCGAGGUGCAGAUGCUUAUAUUGAUGAUAUCAAUGAGCUCAUUCCAUUAACUGAUGGGAGCAUUAGAACUGCCAUUGAUACUGGUUGUGGAGUUGCAAGUUUGGGGGCUUAUCUCCUUAAGAGGGACAUCUUAGCAAUGUCAUUUGCUCCGAGGGAUACACACGAGGCACAGGUGCAGUUUGCAUUGGAACGGGGAGUUCCAGCCAUGAUAGGCGUCAUGGCAUCGAUGAGAAUUCCAUAUCCUGCAAGAUCUUUCGAUAUGGCUCACUGUUCUCGCUGCUUGAUUCCUUGGAAAGCUCAUGAUGGUCUUUAUCUAAUUGAGGUUGAUAGAGUUCUGCGGCCUGGAGGAUACUGGAUUCUUUCAGGUCCUCCAAUCCAUUGGAAGAAAUACUACAAAGGCUGGGAGAGAACUCAAGAAGAUCUGAAGCAAGAGCAGGAUGCAAUUGAGGAGGUUGCGAAGCGUAUUUGCUGGAAGAAGGUGAUUGAAAAGGAAGAUCUUGCCGUUUGGCAGAAACCCAUUAACCAUAAUGAAUGCAUCAAGUCAAGAGAGAUCUAUAAAACACCCCACAUUUGCAAGAAUGAUAAUGCUGAUAUUGCCUGGUACAAGAAAAUGGAGACAUGCAUAUCUCCGUUGCCUGAAGUUAGCAAUGAUGAUGAUGUUGCAGGUGGAGUGCUUCAGAAGUGGCCAGAAAGGGCAUUUGCUGUGCCCCCAAGGAUAAGCAGGGAAACUAUCCCUGGUAUCACCCCGAAGAAAUUUGAGGAAGACAACAAACUGUGGAAGGAGAGAGUGACAUACUACAAGAAAAUUAUCCCAACUCUAAGCCAUGGACGAUAUCGAAAUGUGAUGGACAUGAAUGCUAACCUUGGAGGCUUUGCUGCAGCAAUGGACAAGUUCCAAGUUUGGGUGAUGAAUGUCAUUCCUGUGAAUUCUGAUCACGAUACGCUCGGUGUAAUCUAUGAACGAGGUUUUAUUGGUACAUAUCAUGAUUGGUGUGAGGCAUUUUCGACAUAUCCGAGAACUUAUGAUUUCAUUCAUGCUGACAGUGUCUUCAGCAUAUAUCAAGACAGGUGUGAUAUAACUUACAUUCUCCUGGAGAUGGACAGAAUACUGAGGCCAGAGGGCACGGUAGUGUUCAGAGACACUGUGGAGACAUUGGUGAAGGUGCAGGCUAUCACGAAGGGGAUGAGGUGGAAUAGUAAGAUCAUGGAUCACGAAAGCGGUCCCUUCAAUCCUGAGAAGAUCCUGCUUGCUGUCAAGAGCUACUGGACUGGUGAACCUUCUAAAGAUCACUAACUCCAAACCUUCAACUUAUACUUCCUCAAGUUUUACUCUCACUUCCUUCAGGAUUAGAGAAUUUACAUUCUACCUUAUCAAUCUGUGUAGGUAUUGUAAUGCUAUUUCUGCUUGUUCCCAUUCAAGCUUCUUACUUUUUUAUUAUUUUUCAUUUUUGGGCUUUUGUUGCUUUUAACUGAAGAUUUUAUGAUUCUUUAGAAACCCUGAAAGCAGAAGGGUCGCUUGUAAACAGAAGGAAAUGUUAGCAUGUGAGAGGGUGGUGGUUAAUUGCUUUGUGGCUGUGGAAAAGUAAUAAUUUUGGAGGUUGUUGA
Molecule: messenger RNA, 2705 nt
Organism: Phalaenopsis equestris
Lineage: Eukaryota; Viridiplantae; Streptophyta; Magnoliopsida; Asparagales; Orchidaceae
Product: probable methyltransferase PMT17
Exons: 7
Coding region: 472-2394 (640 amino acids)
Cellular component (GO): cytoplasm; trans-Golgi network; endosome
Molecular function (GO): methyltransferase activity
Source: RefSeq, a predicted model, not a curated record